Messenger RNA from Nematolebias whitei (Rio pearlfish), 1146 nucleotides. RefSeq names its product tetraspanin-18. The transcript has 9 exons. The record is from RefSeq and is a predicted model, not a curated record. The coding region runs from base 328 to 1104 and encodes 258 amino acids. Lineage: Eukaryota; Metazoa; Chordata; Actinopteri; Cyprinodontiformes; Rivulidae. Gene Ontology annotation, cellular component: membrane.
AGCUUUCUGACUUCAGCAAACUGUUUGCACAGCAGCCUCCCUCCAACACUGCAGGCUCGUCUGGACCCGGACCGCAGACCUCGGAGCCGUGGAUUUAUUAGUCGGGCAUGAUUCAGUCCCCUGAACAUCUCAAGUGAGGGGCGGUUUAUUUGAUCUGACCCUGAACGCACCAGGCUCCUCAAUAAGCUGCUUUAGAGACAUUUUCAGAGGAAAAACAAGAGGAGCUGAUCUCAGAGGUUCGGCUCGUGAGCCCAUGAAAACAGGAGAGGAGAGGAAACCAAGAGGAGUCAUCACCUUCACCUGAGCAAAGAUAACAAAGAGAUACGCAUGGGGCAGGGAGAGGCUUCAGCUCGAGGGACAAGCAUGGAGGGGGACUGCCUCAGCUGCAUCAAGUACCUCAUGUUUGUCUUCAAUUUUCUCAUCUUUCUGGGGGGGUCCUUCCUCCUGGGAGUGGGGGUGUGGGUGCUGGUGGACCCCACAGGGUUCAGGGAAAUCGUAGCAGCCAACCCUUUACUUUUCACCGGAGUCUACAUCAUUCUGGGAAUGGGAGGGAUGCUCUUCCUUCUGGGCUUCCUGGGCUGCUGUGGAGCCAUCCGUGAAAACAAAUGUCUGCUCCUCUUUUUCUUCAUGCUCAUCCUCCUCAUCUUCUUAGCAGAGCUGGCUGCUGCCAUCCUGGCCUUCAUAUUCCGGGAGCACCUGACCAGAGAGUAUUUCACAAAGGAGCUGAAGAGCCAUUAUCAGGGCUACAACAACAGUGACGUCUUCACCACCACAUGGAACGCCAUCAUGACUACAUUUGAUUGCUGCGGAGUGAACAGCCCAGAGGAUUUUAAGGACGGCCUCUUCAGGCGCAUUAACCAGGACCAUGUGGUGCCAGAAGCCUGCUGCCAGCGUGCCAGUCAGAGCGGAGAGCUGGUCUACACCAGCCAGGAGCAGUGCUUAUCAGGCAAUAUGAUGUUCCGAAAUAACAAGGGCUGUUACUCUGCGGUCGUCGACUACUUUGAGCUAUACAUCUACGUAGCUGGAGCUCUGGCCAUAGUGGUGCUAACAAUUGAGCUUUUUGCUAUGGUCUUUGCGAUGUGUCUCUUCAGGGGGAUCCAGUAGAAGAAUUUGCAAACUACUAUUUUUUUUUUUUUUUUUUUUUUU